AUGCGCGGCGGCGGGCGGCGGCGCCGACAGGGAGCGAGGCGGCUGAGGUGCGCGCCCGGAUGGCGGCGUCCGGGGCGAGGAAGCCCAGCUCCCCGCGGGACUCGGAGGCCGAGGUCUGGUCCCGCCGGGUGAGGGAGCUGGUCAGCUCCGAGCCGGCCAGCCGCCUCUGCUUCGAGUGCGGCCAGCGCGGCGUCACCUACGUGGACAUCACCAUCGGCAGCUACGUCUGCACCGCCUGCUCGGGGGCGCUGUGAGUGCGGAGGGGGGCGGGGCCACGCCGCUAUGCGCGAGGCCAGGGGGCGGGGCCACGCCGCUAUGCGCGGGGGCGGGGCUUUUUCCACGCGGAAUGCCUCCUGGGGGCGGGGCCAAGGGCGGGGCGAUGGAGACCCUUCCUCAACCUGGCGCCCUCCCAGCUGCGUCAGGGACCCCAUGGGGGAAGGGGCUAAUGGUUAUAAUAAUGUAACGGUAAUUUAAUAUCUAUACCCGGUCCAUCUGGCUGGGUUUCCCCAGCCACUCUGGGCAGCUUCCAACCGAAUAUUCAAAACAACACAGCGUCAGACAUUAAAAGCUUCCCUAAGCAGGGCCGCCUUCAGAUGUCUUCUAAAAGUCAGAUAGUUGUUUAUUUCCUUGACAUCUGAUGGGAGGGCGCCACCACCAAGAAGGCCCUGUGCCUGGUUCCCUGUAACUUCUCACAGGGAGGAAACCGCCAGAAGGCCCUCGGAGCUGGACCUCAGAGUCCGGGCAGAACGAUGGGGGUGGGGACGCUCCUUCAGGUAUACUGGGCCUUUGAGGCCGUUUAGGGCUUUAAAAGUCAGCACCAACACUUUGAAUUGUGCUUGGAAACAUACUGGUUUGUUUGUGUUGUUGCCCUUGUUUUUAUUAUGUGUUUCGAUCUUAUGAACUGCCUUCAGAUCUACAGAUGAAGGCGGUAUACAAAUUUAAUAAAUAAAUAAUAAAAUCAGCCCCACAGCCAGCCUUGGCCGAGGGUUGGGGGCUGUACUCCAAAACCGCUGAGGGGCUCCAGGUUGACUCCAGGUUGACUGAAGGCUAGACAACCUUUGGAUUUGCUUGUCACCUCUGUGACGUAUAUGAGACCACCUGGCAAAAUCAUCUGGAGGCUUAGGACGUGAGACGAGUCUUGCGGGAGGAGUGCAGUGGCUCCUCUAGGGCAGCGUCCUGUUCCCACAGUGGCCAACCAGAUGUCCCAAACGAAUGGAAGAAACCCACAAGCAGGACUUGAGCGCAACAGCAUCUCUCCCCAUUUGCGACCCUCAGCAAACUGCGGGAGUUAUAAAGCAGCAAGUAAAAUUUUAGACGCGGGUGGCGCUGUGGGUAAAACCUCAGCGCCUAGGACUUGCCGAUCGCAUGGUCGGCGGUUCAAAUCCCUGCGGCGGGGUGCGCUCCCGCUGCUCGGUCCCCAGCGCCUGCCAACCUAGCAGUUCGAAAGCACCCCCAGGUGCAAGUAGAUAAAUAGGGACCGCUUUAUAGCGGGAAGGUAAACGGCGUUUCCGUGUGUGCUGCGCUGGCUCGCCAGAGCAGCUUCGUCACGCUGGCCAUGUGACCCGGAAGUGUCUUCGGACAGCGCUGGCUCCCGGCCUCUAGAGUGAGAUGAGCGCACAACCCUAGAGUCUGGUAAGACUGGCCCGAACGGGCAGGGGUACCUUUAUCUUUACCUUUAAAAUUUUAGAAACUGUGCGCACAAUUAAAAGGAGGGCAGCGGAUGACGAAACAGACAGAAGGCACCAGCGAUUUGGAAGAGGCCUUGUUUGCGCUUUGCGUGGGGUGCAGAAGGACCUCUGGGAUAGCGCGGGAUUGGCUGCUGCAAGACGGCGCAAUGCAUCCUGGGCCGCUCCCUGAUGCUAGCCGUGCUCUUUGGCCUUCACUGGCCAGUGGGAGGCAAAGGCAUCUCUUCGCUAAAACAAAUAAGAGUUUCAUAAGCUCCCCUUUGAGCGGAAAGGCAGGUUAAACACCUUUUGACCAAAGUAAAUAGAAACUCGGGUUGUUGCCCUGGAUGGUGGGGUAUGGCUGACAUGAGAGGGAGGGUGGAAAAAAAGGAAAUCUGUGGAAUGCUUUUAAGCCAGCCGUUGUCAACCUGGCGAGUAAAAGGCGACAUGGUAGAAGUGUGUAGAAUUAUGCCUGGCAUAGAGAAAAGCUUUUCUCCUCUCUCACGACGCUGGUACUCGUGGGCUUCCAAUGAAGCCAAAUGCUGGAAGCUUCAGGACAGAUAACUGGAAGUCUGUCUUCACACAGAGCAUAGUUGAACUGCGGAACUCCCUCCCACCAGAGGCAGUGAUGGCCAACAACCUGGAUGGCUUUAAAAGAGGAUUGGGCAAAUUCAUGGACCAGGAGAGGGCUUUCGAUGGCUACUGGGUGGUCAGAGGUAGCAAUGCUUCUGAACACCAGUUGCUGGAAAGCACAGGAAAGGGAGAGAUGCUCUUGUGUUCGAAUCCUACUCGCAGAUUUUCCAAUCAUGGGCAUCUGGUUGGCCUCUGUGAGAACAGGAGGCUGGGCUAGAUGGGCCAGAUUGUGUUCUUAAAUUGUCGUGAUAUGAGUCCUUAAUUUCUUUUCCCCCUGCCCCACUGAGGUUGCCCAGAUCCCUAAUCCAGGUUGACUCCCUUAGGAAGUUCUCCCCACAUGGGGUUCCUCCUCUCUCCGUGACAUUCUGGAUAUUUCAUUUCCCACCCUCUUAAUAAUUAACUGCCACGGGCAGAGAGAAUCCUUGCAUCAGCAGGUCAGAGCCCUAGGGGACAGGGCCAUGUGGAGCCCAGUGGGGCAGAGUCGACAUCUAGGCUCUCUUCCCUGAGGGCCCAGGCCUCUCCUGGAUUCUGCAGCUCAGGAUGCACAGCAUUCUCUGCGUUUUCCUGGCAGCUCAGAGAGCUGUCAACAUCAUUCUCUUCACCAAGGUGUCUCGUUUGCAAAAGCACACACACUUUGCUGAACUCAAAGGCCUGGUUUCUCCUGCUCUCCCCUAGAGAGCAUCUACUCAGUGGCUAUAAUCAGCAGGUGCUUUUCUCUUUGCUGUGUUUCCUGCAUUGCUUGGACUAGCCAUUGUGAUUCACGCGAUGGUCACCUCCAGACUUGAUUAUUGUAACUCGCUCUACGUGGGGCUGCCCUUGAGACUGACCCAGAAACUCCAGCGGGUGCAGAAUGCCACAGCAAGACUCCUUACAGGGUCCUUGCCACGGGAUCACAUUCACCCGGUGCUAUACCAGCUGCACUGGCUCCCGGUGGAGUACAGGAUCAGGUUUAAGGUGCUGGUUUUAACCUUUAAAGCCCUAUACAGCCCAGGACCCUCGUACCUACGGGACCGCCUCUCCUGGUAUGUCCCACGGAGGACCUUACGGUCUUCAAACAAAAACAUCUUGGAGGUCCCGGGCCACAGGGAGGUUAGGCUGGCCUCAACCAGAGCCAGGGCUUUUUCGGCCGUGGCCCCGAUCUGGUGGAACGCUCUGUCACAAGAGACUAGGGCCCUGCGGGACUUGACAUCUUUCCGCAGGACCUGCAAGACGGAGCUGUUCCACCAGGCCUUUGGCCAAGGCACAGUCUGACCCCCCUCCUUUUGCAAUCCUUGCAGAACUCUAGCCCAAUGGUUGCCAUUAAUUUGAUUUGAAUUGAUUUUAGAAUGAAUUGAUUUUAGAAUGCUGUGUUACUUUUAUUGUUGUUAGCCGCUCUGAGCCUGGCUUCAACUGGGGAGGGCGAGAUAUAAAUAAAUUAUUAUUAUUAUUAUUAUUAUUAUUAUUAUUAUUAUUAUUAGAUGACCCUUGGGGGUCCCUUCCAGCUCUACAGUUUUGUGAUUCUUCUCCCCCACCUCACCCCAAUGCAGCCGUGGCCUGAAUCCCCCUCACCGGGUCAAGUCGAUCUCCAUGACGACCUUCACGGAGAGCGAGGUGCAGUACCUCCAGACCCGUGGGAACGAGGUGAGUCGGGGCCCCGCUGAGGCCUUCACGGCAGUUGUGUCCUGCUUUCUCACAUGUAUAUAUAAGACAAUUUAUAACAGCAAGGUGGCGAGCUCGGUUUGGUGACUGAGAGGCCAACGGAAGGCACAAGUGAGGUUUCAGAGGGUGGGCAGGUGACGGUCCUCUCCUGUGGUACUCGGUUCAAGCCCACUCACUUCCCGAACAACGCCCAGAGUUCUGAAUUGCACCUUAUUCCUCAUACGCAUUGAUAAGAACCUGUAUCUUUUAGUGCAGCAGUACCUAAACUAUUGACAUCAGGCAGGCGGCUUCCCCGUACUUUUCCAGCUCCUGCUAAACAGCAUUCUUGUUUAGGCAAGCCUGCCUGGUCGAUUUGUGUUUUAAUCCCCUUUUAGUUUAAUUUUUUUGAUUAUAUAGUAGCUUUUAUUGAUGAUUCUGUUGUUUCUCUCUCUUUGAGUUGUCCCUUCUAUUACAAGCAAGCAGUGUCUAAAUCUUACGAAGUAAAUAAUUCUGGGCCCCUUACCCACCCCAGGCCUGUCGGAAGAUCUGGUUGGGCACCUUUGACUCGCGGACGUCUCUGCUGCCAGAUUCCCAGGACCCUCAGAAAGUGAAGGAGUUUCUGCAGGAGAAAUAUGAGAAGAAGAGAUGGUGAGAAUGACAGGAGCCUGUCCUUCAAGGGGAGCUCAAAUCCAGGAGCUUUCUGGGUGGUAAAGGACUCAGAUGAAAUUCUGCAAACUGGCGUGGGCUGUUUAUUUUCACGUCUUACUCCAAAGGCGAAAUGUUGACUUUUCACCCCCCAAGGAAUGAGAGGGUGGGGAGAUUAUCCUGGGCGGUGGUCUAUCCUCUCCUCUGGCUUCCCCCUCCAGGUACAUCUCUCCAGAGCAAGCCAAAAACCUGCCCUCGCUGACAUCCCAAAGCUCCACGGUGGAAGUGAAGACGCUGCUGGGAGACUCAGGAGCCAUGCCUACAGCAGCCAAGCCUAGCCAGGUUGGGAGUAUCGGGCAUCCUUCUGGCUCGACUAAGUUGCUCAGAAAUUCUUUCCAUUCGCUGGCCAGCCCAGGCUAGGCCCCUACCUUGUUUCACAAGCUCUGAUAUCAGGUUUUUGACAGCUGUUGGGGAGUAGCAGGGCAGGGGGCGGUGGGCUGUAGUUUGCAGUGUUCGGGGCUUGUGUAAUUUGGAGAAAAUUCAAGCAAAAGACAGUGAGAAACGAGAAAUUCACAGAGGAUAAGGCAUAGGGACAUGGGUGGCGCUGUGGUCUAAACCACAGAGCCUAGGGCUUGCCGAUCGGAAGGUUGGCGGUUCACAGAACUGCAUAAUAUAAUAACAAACAAAAGCAACACUGCCCCCUCACCCCAGUUUAAAAGGCCAUAUACUACCAAAGGUCUGGUUAGAGAGGAACAUGUUCACCUAGUGCUUCUCAGCAACCAACAAUCCAUCCUGCCCCACAGAAUCAGUAGAUUCUGAAACUUUGUUCAAGUUCAAAAUAAGCAUGGCGUGCCAGGGAGACCUUUGCGACGCCCUCUUCUCCUAGCCGCUGUGUAUUUUCUGCGUGCUAAAGCCACAUAAAGCUAUCUCCUUAUGUUCCAACAAUAUACAGCCCAGGACACAGUAUUCUCCCUUAGCACCUCAGUGGGCCACAACUUGCUUCAGAGUGCAUUUGUGGUGCAUGCCGGGCUCUUGGGGGGGGGAGAUCUCUUGAUGGGCAGGAUCCCGGCCUUUCAUUCUGACCGGCUUUCCCUUUUCCAGAUUGCAGACAGGAGCCAGCCGCAGGGCCCCCAGCCAGCCAAGAAAGCCAGUAUGGACCUCUUGGCCGACAUUGGGGGAGACCCCUUUGCUGCCCCUCAGCCUGGACCUGCCUUCACAGCCUUCCCUGCUUUUGGGAGUGAGUAACUUCUUGUGGCUCCUUAUCACACCAGAGAGAGGGUGGGUGUGUCUGGCUGGGCAGUUUUGAUCUGGAGGGAGUGUGUUAACUGAAGAGGCUUCAAAAUGGGCAUUGGGGGAGGGGCGGGAUCCCAAGCAACCAGGGAGUUGGGGGAGCUGCCUUUUCCACCAUGGGGAAAGAAAAACAAAAACACUGGCUUUCGGCUCCUUGACUUAGAGCAGGGUUUCCCAAACAGUCUCUGGCUGGGUUUUUUGGGACUACAACUCCCAUCAUCCCUUGGUACCAGGACCAGUGGUCAGGAAUGAUGGGAGUUGUAGUCCAAAAACAAUCAGGGAGCCAAUAAUAUACGAUAUCUUUAUUGUCAUUGUCCAUGCAGAACAAUGAAAUUGAAAAACUACAUAAAACAUUCAAAAACCCCUAAAAACUCUGAAACCCCAUUUUAAAGUACACUAUACUAUAGAGACCCCUUAUGCUGCGUUUAGAACCAGAAUUGCAUUGCAUAGAAACUGUUUCUCAGGCGGCUAGUCCUGGCCUUUAUAACCCUGUACCUUCUUCCAGAAGGCAGAAGCUGAAAGAGAUCAUUUCCGGGGUGCGCACUAUCCUGCGCUAUCUCUGCCGCUUUCUUAUGGCACCUGGCAGCAUACAAUAAUAAUAAUAAUAAUUCAUUAUUUAUUCCCCAGCCACUCUGGGUGGCUUCCAACAGAAUAUUAAAAUACAAUAGCCUAUUAAACAUUAAAAGCUUCCCUAAACAGGGCUGCCUUCAGAUGUCUUCUAAAAGUCUGGUAGUUGUUUUUCCUCUUUGGCAAGUUUGGGAAACCCUGAUUUAGACAACGGACCGCUAAGACGCAGGGUGUGCUUACAAACCUGGCGAGUUGGUGAGAACGUGAUUCUGCAGUAGCUGGGUCACUGGGCAGAUCCAACAGGCUCUAAUUGCUUUCCUAUGGUAUUACAAAAGAGGGGUGAAGAAGGUGUGAUGGAGGGGAGUAUUCCUGCCUUGCCAAGGGGUUGGACUGGAUGACCCUCGAGGUCCCUUCCAACGCUUACGAUUCUAUGAGAACGUUCUCCCUUUUCUCCUAAUGCCCUGCACUCAGAUUUGCUCGAGGAGGUCAGAGCCCUAGACUUGGAGGGUUGGAGGCCCCUUCGAUGCGGGAGGAAAUCUAUUGGUGGUAGAUUCAGGACAGGCCAGAGAAGGAACUUAACGCAUGCACAACACUGCGGCUAAAUAAUCCCUCUUGCGCUCUCUUUCUCAGGCCAGGUGCCAGCCCAGGCCGCCUUCACCAGUUUCGAUGCCUUUGGAGGAAGUCCUGCUGGAGUGACCUUUGGGGACGCGUUAGCCGCCAGCCACAGCCCUUUCCAGAGCCAGCCCAUGGCAGCCGGUAACAUGCCCCGUAAGUACUAAUAUUUUGUUCAUUCCGUUUAUAUUCCGCCUCCCCUAUAGUUCCUCACCCCCCUAUUUUAUCCUCGCAAUGUUUUAUUCCUCCUCGUUCUCUUUUCGUCGGCAGGCGGAGACUGUUUUACUCCCACAGGCCUUUGGGAACUGACAGAUUUUUUUCUACUACCUGCAUUUUAACAGAUUUGCUUUUGCAUUGCUUUAAUUCUGUUGCAUUAAAAGUGAAAACAUACCGUAUUUUUCGCUCCAUAAGACGCACCUAGUUUUUAGAAGGGGAAUGCAAGAAAAAAAAUAUUCUUUAAAGGGAGCGCUGAGCAGAGCAUGUAUGCAUUCCAGGCUCUGCUCAGCGCUCCCUUUCACGAGCUGCGUGGAGCGUGUGUGCGGCGCUUGCAGGCUUUUCCCCGAGGAGGGAGAAGGCCAGCCCAUCACUGACAGGCUGCCCUUCUCCCUCCUUGGGGAAAAGCCCCCAAGAGCCGCGCACACGCUCCACGCUGCUCGUGAAAGGGAGUGCGGCUCUUGGGGGCUUUUCCGGGAGGUGGGGGAAGGGACUGAGGGGCUAAGCCAGAAUCUAGAACAGCAAGAGGGGGCGCUGCACAUUGAUCCCUCUCGCUGUUCUGGCUUCUGGGAUAGCCGCGAAGCCUGCAUUCGCUCCAGAAGAUGCACACACAUUUCCCCUUGCUUUUUAGGAGGGAAAAAGUGUAUCUUAUAAAGCGAAAAAUAUGGUAAAAGAUAGUUUAAAAUGUAACUAAGCUAUUACAUAUUAUAUGCUUUUAGCUUUUUGUAUUUUACCUGCUAUGUUUUAAUUUGUGUAAACCAGCUCGAGUCCUGGUCUGGGAAAAUGGUGGGAAGGUGGGGGUGAGGGGAGAGAGAGACAGAGAGAAAAUUUUAAAAAUAUAUUAAUUUUGUAUAUCUUUCUUCAUCAGCAGAUCUCAGGGCAGUUCAUGGCAUAAAAAUGCAACAUAAAAGCACAAAACACACGAUCGAAACAAGAACAAAGAAACACAAACCGAUAACUCCCAAACAAACCAAUAUUAAUUAAUAUUCUUCCUUGCAGGUGGAACCCACAUGGGCGGUUUCCCCGCCUCCCCUGCUAGCCAACCAGGAGUGGGCAUUCCAGACAUGGGCGGGGCCUUCAGAGUGGGCGGAGUCCCAAGCAGGUAAUGGGUUUCCCUCUGGAUCAACUGGUUUGGGGCUGGUGGGUCUGUGGACAUUUCUGCCUUUGGCCAACGGGUGUGUGUGUGUGAGUCUAAGUGGCCUCUGGGUGCAUCUCCCAGAGAGCCUUGUACUUACCUGCUUCCUCCUCCUCCCCCUCUCUCUGCCAGUGUCUUUGGGGCCCUCAGCCAGUCACCUGUCCUGCCCCCGCCCAGCCCAGCCACGGCCUACGGGGGUAAGUAGUUUUCCUUCCUCCUCUCGGUUCUGAUGGUUGCUGCUGUCGUCAUCUUCUAUUUAUUUGUAGGCCACUUUUCCCGUGGCAGUGAUCAAAGUGUCUUGCAUCGCAGCAAACGAACAAUAAUAAAUAGAACAAUUCAAAAAACAAAACAAAAAAACCCCCAAGAACGAUUAGAAAUAAUCAUAAUAUAUACAGAACAUAAAUCCAUACGAAAACAAUACAGAUAAGCUAAGAACUAAACGGGAAAGAGAAUGCCCUCAGGUGCUGCUGUGUGAACCUUCAGUUACCCACGCAUGAAAGAUCGUCAUCGUUUUAAUUGUAGGCCACCUUUCCACAGUUAAAGCCAAGCUCAAGGCGGUUCACAACACAGAAAGAUUUACAUAAUUACAAACAUAACAAAAGUAGUCAUAAACAGUGAAAGGAACAGAUAAAAAAAGUACACAACCAAGCAGAACGAUUUUCACGCAAGUCAUAGUAAGAUCUAAAAACAAAUCUACAAAAAGUUAAUAUCGAGAGCAGCAACAAACCCCACCAAAAGAACCCGCUAAACCAGUGCUCCCAAUUGGGAUCUGCGUAACCCAACCGGGGAUCUGUGGCACAUACCUGUCAGCUGUCUGGGACAUCCCCUUUGGGGAGGUGCCCAAAAGAUUGUGAGAUUACAGUGCCCAAAAAACACCUGUUUCGGGGCGCCAUGCUCUCACGCUGGUCACAUGACUUGCAGGGAUGCACAGCCCGGGAGAUGGCAGAGCCCUCGUUUUGCACUGGGACACACUGGAGGGUCUGGUGGCACUGCUUGGCUUUUGAAAAACGGGGGGGGGGGGGUCCGCAGUAUUUGGCUAAUCCCAAGAAUUUGUACCAUAAUGUUACAUAGAGAGAGAGAGAGAGAGUCACAUGAGAGUCAGAUAGACACAGCCAGGUAUACAGAGAGUCAGAUGCAGAAAUCUAUGCACAAAUUUAGGGAAGCUUUUACUGUUUGAUGGACUGUUGAGCAGGAACUGAUUGUGCUCACAUAGCGAGGCCUGUGCAUGUGUGUCAUCCAAUGAGGAAGUGAAAUGGUGACGUGAAAUUUUGGGGAGCGGUGUGUGUCUUAGAAGGAGGGGCAGAUUUCUAGGCACAAGUCUUUGGUUACUAUGGCAAAGUCUGAGGACCCCUGGCACGUUCGUGGGGUGUAUGUAGCAGAGGCCAGUUGCUUCAUUUGUGGUAUAACUUGGGGCACUUUCUCUUUCUCUCUCUCUGAUGUCCAGCCUGCACCAAUCCUUUCGCCACCUCUGCUGUCGCUCAGCCCACGCUGCCUUCCACCAACCCCUUCCAGACCAACGGCAUGGGCCCAGGUAAGCCUUUCCCUCCGCCUUGAGACUCUUGGGGUCAUAGGUUUGAGCCCCGUUUUUUGGGAGUGGGGGGAGAUUCCUGCAUUGCAGGGGCUUGGGCUAGAGGGCCCUCUGUUGUCGCCUCCUUCCAGCCGUCCCGCUGCAAAAACCAUCCGACGUAAAUCAGCGACUCGGGCUUCUGAGCUUGAAGGUUCCCACACCUUCUCUGAGCUACUAAGAGCAGCUACUGCUGUUUUAGCCAACUCAUCAGCAUACCUCUUUGGAGGUUUGCCCUUUGUGGCCCUUUCAGAUCUGCGUACUGGACACAAGUCUUCAGCACUCAUCUCCUCUUUCUUAGGAGAAUGGUGGCACUCUUUUCAUACCCCACAAAUACGCCAUGCACACCACGCUUCCCGAGCUUGCUGCUCUGUGGAGUAUGGACCCAGGCUUCUGAGCCAGGGCACACUAUCAGCAGAGCGAACUGCGCACGCAGAAUAGGCGUGAGGCUUGCGGAAGCAUACGACAACUACAGAUUUAUUAAUCAUAAAUCAGGACAAACAUGUCGUCUCUCUCGUCGUCUCAGAGAGAACAGGAAAAGGAAAAGCUACGCACAACGGAAGCUUCAAGCAAUGUAAACAGACAUGUGACACGCAGCAGUUCCACACGCCUGCUCCUUAAGGUGCAAUGGAAAUGUCAACAUCCUCAUGGUCCCGUCCAACUCUACAGUCCUGUGGUUCUUAUCAUUCGAGCAGAGGUGGGAGGGCGGAGAGAGAGACGGCGAGUCGGGCAAAGGAGGAGUAGGGGCGGGUUUUGUAAGCCGCCUUCCUCCCUGCAGGACUCAUAGAAUCGUAGCGUUGGAAGGGACCCCCAAAGCGCAUCUAGCCCACCCUCUGGCAAGGCAGGCAUCUCCCGUUGCUCCCUGCAACCCAGUUGGCAGCACCCGACCCUUCGAUGGCUUUAAGAGAGUAGCAAAAGGCACCUUUGUGUAAAUAUACUUGCGGGAGGAAGCAACAGUGCUCUCCCCACCCACAGUUCCCAGCAGCCGGUAUUCAGAGAAAUACCUCCUUUGACAUGUGGAGAUAGAACACAGCUGGAAGAGUGUUCUGGAUCAGGCCAUUGACCCAUCUAGACCAGCCGGUUUGGGUCCUGCGCUGUGGAGCAGCGGAAAACAAGCUCGCUCCAUCUUUCAGAUGUUUGAAGAUGGCUCCCCUCUCCCCUCAGCCUUUUCCAGGCAUCCCCAACACCCUCCAGUUUCCAGGCCCCUGACCUUGGUUGCCCUCCUCUGCACAAUACCCUUCCUAAAUUGUGGCACCCAGAACUGGACAGGUGUGGUCUGACCAAGGCGGAAUGGAACAGUGCUAUUCCUUCACUCGAUCUGGACACUCGACUUCUGUGGAUGCAGCCGAGAAUAGCAAUAGCCUUUUUUGCUGCUGCAUCACACUGCUGGCUCAUGUUCAUAAGCUUGUGGCCCCCUAAGACCCGCUGCGUCCUUUUCACGCGUGCAGCCGUCAAGCCAGGCAUCCCCCACCCUCCACUGUUAUUCGUGCCCCUUCCUCAUUUUUCUGGCUCUCUCUCUCCUUGCAGGCGCCUUCGUGGUGGGGUCCCCCAGCAGCUUCUCCACCUCCCCCCUCUCCAGCGUCUUCGCCUCCCCACUGCAGCACCAGCAACCGCCUCUGUUCCAGACCCAAGCGAUGCUGAGUCAGCAGCAGAAUGGCGGUAAGAGGUGCUUUUCUUUGCGGGGGGUGGCCCUCAGUCCAGAAGUAGACAUGCCAUUGCACACUCACCCAGAGAAACUGCGGGCUUUCACAUUUGAGGCGCUGUGGAAUUCAGCAGCCUGAGCCUCAUCUUUAUAGAAAAAAAUUACUGUAUUUUUUUGCUCUAUAAGACUCGCUUUUCCCCUCCUAAAAAGUAAGGGGAAAUGUGUGUGCGUCUUAUGGAGCGAAUGCAGGCUGUGCAGCUAUCCCAGAAGCCAGAACAGCAAGAGGGAUUGCUGCUUUCACUGCGCAGCGAUCCCUCUUGCUGUUCUGGCUUCUGAGAUUCAGAAUAUUUUGUUUCUUGUUUUCCUCCUCCAAAAACUAGGUGUGUCUUGUGGUCUGGUGCGUCUUAUAGAGCGAAAAAUACGGUAAUAAACGACAGUCAAGGUCCUAUCCCUCGUUGGAGUUGUGAUGGGCACAUUGACGGGCUCUACAUGCGUGGCCAAAACCUCUCGAGGCUAGAGGAAGGCUGUCGAGGGUCCCCACAUAGCUCAUUGCCCCUUCUUCCCAUGGGGCUCAUGGAAGGAGGAGAGAAUGCUACGGGGAAAGGACCUCGGUGACCCCGAUUAAGCCCCUUCUACCAGCACGCGGGUGGCGCUGUGGUCUAAACCACAGAGCCUAGGGCUUGCAGAUCAGAAGGUUGGCGGUUUGAAUCCCCGUGACGGGGUGAGUUCCCGUUGCUCGGUCCCUGCUCCUGCGAACCUAGCAGUUCGAAAGCAUGUCAAAGUGCAAGUAGAUAAAUAGGUACCCCUCUGGCGGGAAGGUAAACGGCGUUUCCGUGCGCUGCUCUGGUUCGCCAGAAGUGGCUUAGUCCUGCUGGCCACAUGACCCGGAAGCUGUACGCCAGCUCCCUCGGCCAGUAAAGCGAGAUGAGUGCCGCAACCCCAGAGUCGGCCACGACUGGACCUAAUGGUCAGGGGUCCCUUUACCUUUACCAGCACAGCAGAGAGGGGGCCCCUGAAGAACCAGCACAUAGCACAAAAGCUAUGUGGAUUUGAAGCAGAGUGUAAAUAUGUCUCAAGCAGAGGACAGGCUUGCCUGGUCUGGGGCCAGUCACUGCCUCUCAGCCUAGCCUCCCUCGCAGGGUUGUUGCUCUGGGGGUUAAAUGAGGACAGGGAGAACCGUGCACAUGCCACCUUGAGCUCCAGACUCUCUUAAGAGAGCCAGCGGCGGUCUAUAGCGGCUAGAGUGUCAGGCCAGGACCUGGGAGAGACCAGGGCUUGAACCUGCCCCUGGUACGCUGGUUUGACAUCAACUGAUAGGAAGUGCCUACAGAGGGUGGUGAAUACAGCACAAGAUAUUAUGGGCUGUCCCGUGAAUCCGCUGGAUGAAAUAGCAGAAGAACUUUGCCUCAGGAGAGUGAGGGAAAUUCUCUGGGAUGAUUCACACCCUGGCUGGCACUUUCUUGAUCUCCUGCCCUCAGGCAGAAGAUAUAUAGAAGCAUGAUUAGUCGUGCCAACAGGGUAAAGAACAGCUUCUAUCCUGGGCUGUUAGGCUGCUGAAUGAAAAGAGAACAACAGGGCAACUGACUUUCGGGUUUGGCGGGUGUCCGUCAGUAAACGAGGGGAAUUAAGACUAAGAGAGCUGAGUGGGGGGUGCUUAUGUAAUCUCACUGCAUACAAGUUGUACAAGUGACAAUAAAGUAUUUCAAUUUCAUCUCAUUACGGCAAAAGUCAUCUCAACACUCACUCACUCACUCUCUGUGUCUCUCCUGCCUCAGGAUCCCCAUUCAGUGGAUUUUCUGUUGCCAAAGCUGCACAGAGACCCCUUGGGCAGCCUGUUGGGAUCUCCACCAACCCUUUUGUGGUAAGCAAGCCCCUACCCCUCUCCUUCCCCCUCCUCUUCCAGCCCUCCAACCUCUCCCGCUUGCCAGUUCCCCAUCUCUUGUGAUCACCUUUCCACACCCCAGCCCCAAGAUCUCUGUGUGUGUGCAUCCGUGAAAGCUCCAGUACGAAGGCAGGUGAUGCUCACGUGAUCUAGAUACUAAUCAAAGAAAGCAAUGUUUUUUCCUCAGUUUGAGGGGCCGGGGUGGGAACAGGCUCUCUACGUAGAAAAGUUGCAGCGUUUGGGACUCUUCAGUUCAGAGGGAAAGGCAAGGAAGAUGUUCAAAGUUCCACAUAGCACGGGAAAAGCGGAUAGAGAAUUUUUUUCCUCCCUCUCUCCUAACUGGAGGGCAUCCAGGGCACAUGAAAGAAAGUCCUUCUAGCUGAUAGUUAAACUGCGGCACUCCCUCCAGCAGGAGGCUUUAAAGGAAGAUGUCACUACGGUUGCCUUUUUAACCCCAGCGAUGCUUCUGAAACCCAGUUGCCGUAAACCCCAGGAGGUGAGAGGGUCGCUCCUGUGCUCGGAUCCUGGUUCUGGGUUUCCCAGAAGAGGCAGCUGGUUGGCCACUGUGGGAACAGGAUCCUGGAACAGGCAAGGGAGCCCUUACGUUAUUGAGAAUAACUGAAGGAAAACAGUGUUUUCCUCUUACAGGUAGGUAGCCAUGUUGGUCUGCUGUAGUUGAAACAAAAUUUAAAAAUUCCUUCCAGUAGCAUCUUAGAGACCAACUAAGUUUGUUGUUUGUGUGAGCUUUCAUGUGCAUGCACACUUCUUCAGAGACACAUGAAAGCUCAUACCAACAACAAAUUUAGUUGGUCUCUAAGGUACUACUGGAAGGAAUUUUUUUAUAGUGUUUUCCUCUGUUUGGGUGUCAGUGGAAUAAAUAGGCUUUCCCUCCCUAGCUUACAGAAUCUUUGGAUAUUUCAAGAUGAUCUUUCCGUUCAGUUGAUUGGGGUGUUUGUGUGUCUCUCUCUGUGUGUGUUGAUCCUUCUCUCGUCCCCGUCCCCGUCCCCCCCACUCACCCACCUCUCUGUCUCUGUCUCCCACAGACCCCGAUGGCCUCCUCGCCUGCUGGCCCUUUCUCCCUGGCGAAACACCCCCCCACCAACCCUUUCUUAUAGCGCUGGCUAGACGACAGACCGCCGGAGACCCCCGACUCACCUCGAGAGUGUGUGUGUAUGUGUGUCAUAUAGGAGAGAGCGUCUUUGCCACUUGGGCACUUUACUCUUCCCGCCCCCUGGACUGGGGGUGGGCGCUUAAGUGCUUUUCAGAAGGUUUUUUUUGGGGGGGAACCUAUGGCCUCUCCCUCCAGAAAGCAGCGCACGAUGUGACUUGCGAGGGAGCUGGGUUAGCUGGCUGGAAACCAGGGCAGUGAUGCUUUCUGGGGAGAAGAUUUGGGGAGGGGGGCGGCAAGCAGUUCUGAGCGAUGCUGGGGAAGCUCAGUCCCUAGAGGUGGAUGUGCAUGCUGGGUAAACAGGAAGUCCAGGAGCCCCUGUGAGUCAACUGCUUCCUCCUUGGCCACCCCUCCCACCAGCUUCCCAGCAGCCCUUGUUGUGGGGGGGGGUCUGGGAUUGCCAAGGUGGGGAGGAGAGGAGGAUAUUCGGGCUCUGCACAGACCAGCCUGCAUCCCCCUUCCACGUCUCUCUGGCUUCUUUCGGGCCCCCUUGCCAGCCGCCGUGGGGAGGCUUCAGGCCCCCUUCUCCUCUAGGGCGAAGCUGCCCCAAAGGCAGACAGGAUUCCUCUUCUGCUCUCCCCGUCCUGCCUCUUCCUCUCAUCAUUUUAUUGCACUAGACGAGGCAGCAGGGAGACGCGGUCAGGGUCGCCGACAAACACACCUGCCUGCUUGUGAGCAGACGAAGCGUGUCUGGAGCAACGGAGGCUCCAGGCUGCAAUGCCGGAGCCCCAGAAUCAAGUCCAGAGGCUUGGAAGAAAGACAGAGGCAGUGUGUAUGGUCUGGGGCUCUUUUGGAAAAGGUCUGGGCCCCCUCCCCAGGCUUGGAGGUCUGUGCUGUCGUGCAAAACCCAAAGUUUGGCAACCCAGACUUUGCAGUCAGUCCUUGCUUGGGUCCCCCACUUCCGGCUGUGUGCUUUGCCAAUGUGCAUUGCCUUGCUGGGUUGGGGAAGCCUUCUGGGAAAGCCUUGGCAAGGGUCUCUGAGCAGCCCCCCAACAUCCAAGAAGUUCAGGGGGCAGAAGGGAGAGCUGUCAUUUCCUCUCCCAGCUGACACGCGCUCAGAGCCGUGUCUCUGCCAAAAAAGAUGCCCUGAGCCACAAUACCCUCCGACGUCCGCGUUUCCCGCCCUGGGGGAACCCUAGAAAACUGCCUUUCCAGCCCCCCCCCCCGGAGGUCUUCCACCAGCCUCACCUGGUCAGACAGUGCCUGCAGAGUCCCAACAUUUCAAAAGCGGGGUUUUAUGCAUCUUUCGAAAGCAAGUCCCUUCCCUUUCUCCCCCACUCCUUUUUCGUGGUCUCAGGAAAUCUGACCAAAGCGUUAAGUUUCGGUAAUUCUGUUUGGCUGAAUGCAGAAAUGGGUUGGGGAAUGUGCUGGCUGGACUUCGAUACCUGGGAGCGGGGAAAACUACGGCUUUGCUAAGCGAAUGGCGGCAGCUCUCGUUGUGCUUCCUUCAGUGUGCUGUAGCUCUUUUAAUUCUUCGCACCCGUCCGCCCGGCUCCCACCUUCGCGCUUCCUCCUUCACCCGCACACUUUCAACCCAAGGCUCCUUCAAAGGCCACAAUCCCUCCCCGCGCACAAGUAUUCUACCUAUCCCAGGCUCCCUACGCCGGCCGGGGCUUUUUUCCUUUCUUUGGGGUAACCCUUCAAUUGCCCCUCCUGGGAACAGAACGGAUACGUUCCCCCACCCCCUUAAGGAAGACUGGAGUUUAUAUUUUCAACAAAAGUAUGGACUACGUUUUUAAAAGAUAUAUAUCUAUAUAUACUCACGAAAUAUAUAAUAAGCGCAGAACUUGUUGCACUCAAAAUGUCUAUAGAUAUCUAUAUGGGGAAGGGGGAAAAAUCUAUUUGAAAAACAAA
Podarcis lilfordi (Lilford's wall lizard) is the source of this 16486-nucleotide messenger RNA. NCBI's taxonomy places the organism in Eukaryota, Metazoa, Chordata, Lepidosauria, Squamata, Lacertidae. The record is from the annotation of a GenBank genome assembly.